CGGGAUGUGUUGUGGGGCGGAGAUGUAAAUUCCACGAAGUUGAGGCGCAUAACACGCGGCGUCUUCUAGUAGUGUGGGGCGCCCGGGUGGGGGGGUUGAUUUGAACUCGUCGUCACCGCAACUCUUUCCUCUUACGUUGUUAAUGGACGUUAUCUUUAUCUGACCUUCGUAACGUGUCUGUGACAAGUAUCCCAUUAUAGAUUAUUUAUCCGCCGUCUCAAAGAAGUCCGGAGAGAGAGAGAGAGAGCUAUCUGUCUGUAAAGCGUCCAUGGAUCACUUGAAGCCAAGCUCUGCUAAUUCCUCGCCUCUUACUCCGUUGGGGUUUCUGGAACGAGCCGCCACCGUCUACGGCGACUGCACCUCCAUCGUCUAUAAUAGCACCACCUACACCUGGUCUCAAACACACCGCCGAUGCCUACAACUGGCCUCUGCCCUCACAUCGCUCGGCAUCAAGAGGGGCCACGUCGUCUCCGUGGUGGCUCCCAAUGUCCCCGCCAUGUACGAGCUCCACUUCGCCGUCCCCAUGUCCGGUGCCAUCCUCAAUAGCAUCAACACCCGCCUAGACGCCCGCACCAUCUCCAUCCUCCUCCGUCACAGCGAAUCGAAGCUCGUUUUCGUCGACUACCUCUCUCGCUCUCUCGUCCUCGAAGCCAUCUCCUUCUUCCCGCCCAAUAUCCAAGCCCCUCUCCUCGUCUUCAUCGCAGAUUACGAUGAAGAAGAAGCAAAAGCAGCCGUUGACCCUGAUCGCACUUACGAAGGCUUGCUCAAGACCGGCGAUCCCGGAUUCAAGUGGAUCCGGCCGGAGACGGAGUGGGAUCCCAUGGUGUUGAACUAUACCUCCGGCACCACCUCUGCUCCCAAGGGAGUGGUCCAUUGCCACCGCGGGCUUUUCAUCGUCACAGUUGAUUCUCUGAACGAAUGGACUGUACAAAAACAGCCUAUCUAUUUGUGGACCCUACCUAUGUUCCAUGCCAACGGUUGGAGCUACCCGUGGGGCAUGGCAGCCGUGGGUGGGACCAACAUCUGUCUCCGCAAGUUCGAUGCCGCGACGAUCUACGCUGCGAUACGCAGGCAUGGUGUGACCCACAUGUGUGGUGCACCAGUGGUGCUGAACAUGUUAGCCAACGCACCUGAUGCCCGGCCGCUUAAGCAACCCGUCCAGAUUCUAACUGCCGGGGCGCCACCGCCUGCAGCGGUGCUGUUCCGGACGGAGUCUCUUGGGUUUAUAGUGAGUCAUGGGUACGGGUUGACAGAGACCGCCGGGCUCGUUGUAGCGUGCGCUUGGAAGCGCCAGUGGAAUCGCCUGCCUGCAACCGAGAGAGCGAGAUUAAAGGCUAGACAAGGAGUGAGGACCAUUGGGAUGGCCGAGGUUGACGUGAUAGAUCCCGAAUCAGGUGCGAGCGUGAAACGAGAUGGAUCAUCACUCGGCGAGAUCGUCUUGCGAGGUGGGUGUGUCAUGUUGGGUUACCUGAAAGAUCCGGCCGGGACGUCCAAGUGCAUGAGUGACAAGGGCUGGUUCUACACCGGCGACGUGGGCGUGAUACACCCAGAUGGGUAUUUGGAGAUCAAAGACCGAUCGAAGGACGUGAUCAUAAGCGGGGGAGAGAACCUGAGCAGCGUCGAGGUUGAAUCCGUGUUAUACACGAACCCGGCUGUGAACGAAGCGGCCGUGGUGGCUCGGCCUGACGAGUUCUGGGGUGAGACCCCAUGCGCUUUCAUAAGCUUGAAACCGCAGGCGCAGAGGCCGUCGGAGAAGGAGAUUGUAGAAUAUUGCCGUGCUCGGUUGCCGCACUACAUGGUUCCCAAGACGGUGGUGUUCAGAGACGAGCUUCCCAAGACUUCGACGGGUAAGAUUCAGAAGUUCUUGCUCAGGGAUAUAGCAAAGUCUCUAGGCGCAUCUCCGGUGAGUCGGAUGUAGAGAUUUUUAAUUUGACUCGUCCGGGUUGAGUUCCGUGGAGUGGCUGAGUUGGUGCAAUUUGGGCUUGUCUCAUCCAUUACUUAUGUGGAUGAUUGUGUGUUUCAACUUUUUCUUCCCUUUUCUGAUAAUAAUAACUAAUAAUGUUGAUGAAGGAGACAAAUUACAAAUACGAACAAAAGAUAUAUAUUGGAUUAGGACCUUAAGAAUGAAGAAAUAUAUACGGUGUAUGAAGGCCUGUCUCAGUUGAUAGAGAUAACCAGUAUUGGCCCUUUGAUUGGAAUGGUAAAGAAUAGGCCCGUCUAUUUUCAUUC
Nelumbo nucifera (sacred lotus) is the source of this 2229-nucleotide messenger RNA. RefSeq names its product 2-methylpropanoate--CoA ligase CCL4-like. The record is from RefSeq and is a predicted model, not a curated record. Lineage: Eukaryota; Viridiplantae; Streptophyta; Magnoliopsida; Proteales; Nelumbonaceae.